Pelobates fuscus (common spadefoot toad) is the source of this 1337-nucleotide messenger RNA. Its product is annotated as serine/threonine-protein phosphatase PGAM5, mitochondrial-like. Gene Ontology annotation, biological process: peptidyl-threonine dephosphorylation; positive regulation of mitochondrial fission. Bases 4 to 816 code for a protein of 270 amino acids. The record is from RefSeq and is a predicted model, not a curated record. Gene Ontology annotation, cellular component: mitochondrion. Gene Ontology annotation, molecular function: protein serine/threonine phosphatase activity. NCBI's taxonomy places the organism in Eukaryota, Metazoa, Chordata, Amphibia, Anura, Pelobatidae. The transcript has 6 exons.
GAGAUGUUUCUCCGUAGAGCUGUGAUCACCGCCGCAGGUUCUGCUGUCGCUCUUUUUGCCGCCGUGUCUGUGGAGAAACGCGGGAAUGACUACUUUCUAGCAUGGCCUCCUGCUGUCAGCGAGCGCUGGGAAAGUAACUGGGAUCUUCGAGAGCCAAACUCUCUGAUUAACUUGAAUCACCUGAAGGAAAAGCCUGAGGAAUUGAAACACGAGCUGGAUAAACACAAGGCAACGGCUACUCGGCACAUCUUUCUGGUCAGACAUGCACAGUACAAUGAAGAUGGAGCUACAGACUCAGAAAAAAUUCUCACUGAAGAGGGAAGGAAGCAGGCAGAACACACAGGUGAGCGCCUGGCGUCUCUACAUCAUGCAUUCACCUACAUUACUUAUUCUUCGAUGGCCAGAACCAAAGAAACUUUUGAAAUCAUCAGAAGAAAACUACCAGAUCUAGAAAACUCUGGAUGUGACUUGCUUCGUGAAGGAUACCCAAUCAAGCCAGUCCCACUAUCUUCUCACUGGAAAGCAGAUUAUAAGUUUUUUAAAGAUGGCCCACGCCUCGAGGCUGCAUUUAGGAAGUAUAUAUGUCGCGCAGAUCCAAAGCAGGCAAAAGAUAGCUAUGAGAUCAUAGUCUGCCAUGAAAAUGUCAUCCGCUACAUUGUAUGCAGGGCAUUACAACUCCCACCUGAAGCAUGGAAAAGGAUGUCUCUUCAUCAUGGUAGCAUUAGCAAGCUAGUCAUCUAUCCAGAUGGGGAGGUGUCACUGGAGAUGCUUGGUGAUGUUGGAUUUAUGCCAGUGGACAAACUUGAAGAGGUUUGACUGAAAGACUUUCUACGUACUGAAGCUGACAUGCUGCACUUCCUCCUGAAUGGAGUGUGUAGCUGACUGUUAUACAUCAAGCAGGAAAAAAUUAAAGUAGAAACUUUGCUGCGGUCAAAUAUUCGCUAUUGUUAUGAAACAAUGUAUGGACUUAAACUAUACCUGGAUUCUGCACAGUCCACACUGGUAUUCAACACUCAUCAAAUGGGGUUUCUUUACCACAUUUGCUACACUCUAGUGAAGACUACAUUGAUCCAGAUAUCACGGAAGAUAAUGCACUUGGUUGUAUGUGGAAUUCUUAAUGUUUCUGGUCAUUUUGUAACCUGGUAUAUUUCACAACUUGCAAAGUGUAUUCUUUAAUGUGGGUUAUUUUAUGUCUUUAGAGUGUUAUUGGCUUAUCUCUUAGCCUGUCAUUGGCUUGUAUGAGUCCUCUAACUCCGCUUUAAACAGUUUUUCCUGUUUAUUCAGCUAAACAUACUUUGUCCAAGACCAUGUGACCUCAAAUGGAAAUUAUCUUAAUU